Molecule: messenger RNA, 1651 nt
Organism: Merops nubicus (carmine bee-eater)
Lineage: Eukaryota; Metazoa; Chordata; Aves; Coraciiformes; Meropidae
Gene: USP3
Product: ubiquitin specific peptidase 3
Exons: 15
Coding region: 1-1527 (508 amino acids)
Biological process (GO): protein deubiquitination
Cellular component (GO): cytoplasm
Molecular function (GO): zinc ion binding; cysteine-type deubiquitinase activity
Source: RefSeq, a predicted model, not a curated record
AUGAAAAACUGUUCACCAACCUGUGCUUUAUAUACUCAUACUCUGCUGUUGUUUAUGUGCCGGUCAAAUAAAAGCCCGUGGGUCUGUUUGACAUGCUCAAGUGUCCAUUGUGGAAGAUAUGUGAAUGGCCAUGCAAAAAAGCAUUAUGAAGACGCACAGAUUCCUGUGACCAAUCAUAAGAAAACAGAAAAACAAGAGAAAGUUCAGCACACUGUGUGUAUGGAUUGCAGUAGUUACAGUACAUACUGUUAUCGCUGUGAUGAUUUUGUGGUCAAUGAUACCAAGCUGGGCCUGGUACAGAAGGUCAGAGAGCACCUACAGAACUUGGAAAAUUCAGCCUUUACAUCAGACAGACAUAGGAAAAGAAAACUAUUGGAAAACUCAUCUCUGAACAGCAAGCUAUUAAAAGUAAAUGGGAGCACCACUGCCCUUUGUGCCACAGGCCUUCGGAACCUGGGGAAUACGUGUUUCAUGAAUGCAAUCCUUCAGUCGCUCAGUAACAUUCAGCAGUUUUGCUGUUACUUCAAAGAGUUGCCUGCUGUGGAGCUGAGGAAUGGGAAGACGGCAGGCAGGCGAACUUACCAUACCAGGAGCCAAGGGGAUAACAAUGUCUCACUGGUGGAAGAAUUCAGAAAGACACUCUGUGCUUUGUGGCAAGGAAGCCAAACUGCAUUUAGCCCAGAGUCUUUAUUUUAUGUUGUUUGGAAAAUCAUGCCAAAUUUUAGGGGAUACCAGCAACAGGAUGCCCAUGAGUUCAUGCGUUAUCUUUUGGACCAUCUACACCUGGAACUCCAGGGUGGCUUCAAUGGUGUUUCACGUUCAGUAAUUUUGCAAGAAAAUUCUAGCCUGUCUGCAAGUAACAAAUGUUGCAUAAAUGGAGCAUCCACUGUUGUCACAGCGAUUUUUGGAGGCAUUCUUCAAAAUGAAGUCAACUGCCUCAUAUGUGGGACUGAAUCUAGAAAGUUUGACCCAUUCCUAGACCUUUCGUUAGAUAUUCCAAGUCAGUUCAGAAAUAAACGUACUAAAAAUCAAGAAGGUGGACCAAUGUGCACACUAAAAGAUUGUCUUCGCAGUUUUACAGACCUGGAAGAACUUGAUGAGACAGAGCUGUACAUGUGUCACAAAUGCAAAAAGAAACAGAAGUCCACCAAAAAAUUCUGGAUUCAGAAACUACCAAAGGUGCUAUGCUUACACUUGAAACGAUUUCACUGGACAGCAUAUCUAAGGAACAAGGUUGAUACAUAUGUUGAGUUUCCCUUACGUGGCCUAGACAUGAAAUGCUACUUGUUAGAGCCUGAAAACAGUGGCCCAGAAAGCUGCCUGUAUGACCUUGCGGCUGUUGUUGUGCAUCACGGUUCAGGCGUGGGAUCUGGACAUUACACGGCGUACGCAGCUCACGAAGGCCGCUGGUUCCACUUUAACGACAGUACUGUAACUCUGACCGACGAGGAGACUGUGGUAAAGGCCAAGGCCUACAUCCUCUUCUACGUGGAACGGCAAGCCAAAUCUGGAUCAGAUAAACUUUAAUACCUCCUUUUAAUUCUUACUUAUCAAGUCCACCGGACAAAACAUUUCCAUUUUUCCAUAAAUACUUGAUGCAAGACUAUUAAUUUCAUUGUGCACUUUUCAAAUUUCCUCUUGUGGGUUUUAG